AUGAACAGGCCAAGGCAGGUUGACAUGCUUCAUUGCUGGAAGUGCAGAAAAUAUGUAGCUAGUUCUGAUUGCCUCAUGAAAGACCAAACUACAGAUUUAUUUGAUAAACCUCACACUUCAGCUGCCUCUUGGGAUGUCUGUAAUGUAUGGCACAUGAAUUUGGAAGCUCUUCCAGACUGGGUGACACAAGCAAUUACAAAGGCAGAGCGGACAACUGGAAAAUUGAACUGCCCAUUCUGUGGGGCCCAUCUGGGGGGCUUUAACUUUGUCCAUAAUACAAAAUGCUCCUGUGGCCGGUUUACAAAUAUACAUCUCUGGAAGAGGCAAACUGACUGCCAGACAUCUAGUCCAGUUGCACUAAAACACUUGUCACUUUGUAAAGCUCAGCCUGGGUUUAACAUGGAAAUGUGGCAGUGUGUGACAGGUGGAACUUUGGGAGGCAGAAAUCAAGGACUUUCAUCCAUAGCCAAAAAUAACUCCAGCAUUGGAAGAUUAAUGGAGGCACUUUGCCUAGAGGUGAGAUCAACCAGUUUUGAGAUGAACAGUAAAAAAUUACACUUCAAAGUGUCUUAUCCAAGAACAAGUCUUUCAGCUUCACUGGCUGUGAAUGACAGAUGCACUGUAAGAGCUUUUCAUAGAAAAUCACGGAGUUUGGAUCUGAACUUCAGAGAGAAGCUUGUCUUCUUGCCUUCUUUAUUUGGAACUUCCACUACCCAGAGACCUUUUUUCUCCAGGCAACAUGAAACACAGCCCUUUUACACAAAGGGUUGCAUACAAUUAAAGUCCAACAGAAAACAUAAUUAUUUUCACUGCCCGCUUAAAUCGGAUGUUGGUGAGCUUCCAACAAGUUUUCCGGUUACUUCCUACAGUGUAUUGGCCCAAGAAGAGACUAAAUUUAAGAACAGUUUAGAAGCUUCCAAACACUAUCUUGAGAAUGCUACUGGUGACCAGUGUUCAUUCCUGUCUUCACUGGAGAGUGCUGCAAAAGAUUAUGUUGGACAGCAGCACAUUACACCUCUUAGUCUUCUUCACCCCUUGGCAACUGUGGAGCAAAAACUGAACAGAAGAAAAAGAAUCAGAUUAAACAGUUUGAGGAGAAAACAAAGUUGGAAAGAGAGGUGGCGGCAGAAGCAGACCAUGAAUGAUAACCUGAAAACAGAAGAAGAGCAUGAAUACAGAAGAGACAAAGAAAGCUACCUCUGUGCAGUAUGCCUGGAUGUUUAUUAUAAUCCUCACAUGUGCUACCCCUGCCACCAUAUCUUCUGUGAACCUUGCCUGCGCACACUUGCCAAAGAGAACCCAACCAGCGCUCCAUGUCCUCUGUGUCGCUCUAUAAUUGCCCAAGUCUAUUUUCAACCAGAACUGAACAAUGCCACAAAAGCUCGGUUUCCUAUGGAAUAUAUGAAAUUAAAGGAAAUUUUUCAAGAAUCAAGUUUAGCAAACUGGCCUCUGCCCAGCUGCAAAAAAGCAUUGAGAGUUAUUGAAGGCUUUCAGAGGAGCACAGAUUCCUUUACACGAAGGCAUUUCCCUCAUGCUGCACACAGGAUGGAUUAUAUGGACUUUGAGGAUGAUAGCCGAGGAUGGCGGUUUGACAUGGACAUGGUGAUAAUCUACAUUUAUUCUAUCAACUGGGUCAUCGGAUUCAUUGUCUUUUGUUUUCUCUGCUAUUUUUUCUUUCCCUUUUAA
Messenger RNA from Gekko japonicus, 1686 nucleotides. RefSeq names its product ring finger protein 180 (gene RNF180). The transcript has 6 exons. The record is from RefSeq and is a predicted model, not a curated record. NCBI's taxonomy places the organism in Eukaryota, Metazoa, Chordata, Lepidosauria, Squamata, Gekkonidae. Gene Ontology annotation, cellular component: endoplasmic reticulum membrane. The coding region runs from base 1 to 1686 and encodes 561 amino acids. Gene Ontology annotation, biological process: protein polyubiquitination; norepinephrine metabolic process; positive regulation of proteasomal ubiquitin-dependent protein catabolic process. Gene Ontology annotation, molecular function: ubiquitin conjugating enzyme binding; ubiquitin protein ligase activity.